Messenger RNA from Eleginops maclovinus (Patagonian blennie), 862 nucleotides. RefSeq names its product pyroglutamyl-peptidase I like (gene pgpep1l). NCBI's taxonomy places the organism in Eukaryota, Metazoa, Chordata, Actinopteri, Perciformes, Eleginopidae. The transcript has 5 exons. Gene Ontology annotation, molecular function: pyroglutamyl-peptidase activity. Gene Ontology annotation, biological process: proteolysis. The record is from RefSeq and is a predicted model, not a curated record. Gene Ontology annotation, cellular component: cytosol. Bases 108 to 710 code for a protein of 200 amino acids.
GCGGACAUAAAGGUGAACUGCAGAGGCUAAAUUUAACCCUGAUGUUUUUCAGUGUUCUGAUUUCACUGCGUAGCAAACAUUACUGACUUUGUCUACCUGACUGCGUUAUGAGUGGAGAAGAAAUCGUGGUGGUUACAGGCUUUGGACCUUUUCGACAGUUCUUAGUGAACCCCAGCUGGAAAGCAGCCCAGGGCUUGAAGUUGGUUGGAUUAGGAGAGAAGACUCAUGUUUGCAACAAGGAGGUGCCAGUGAGUUAUGUCAGGACUCAGCAAAUCAUUACUCAGAUUUGGCAAACUCUUCACCCAAAGUUUGCUGUACAUCUGGGCGUAGCCAAAGGUUCCAGUGUCGUCUUUCUGGAGCAAACAGCGAAGAACAGUGGAUACAGUGAAAAAGAUGUGUGCGGGGUCUGUCCUGAUAGUCACUGCUGUGUGGAAGGAGGACCAGAGAAACUGGACUCAGUCGUUAACAUGAAGGCUGUCGCCAAAGAGUUCAGACGAGUAGGGAUGGAUGUUAUUUAUUCAAGAGAUGCUGGCAGGUACCUGUGUGAAUUUGCGUAUUACUGCUCGCUGUAUCACGGUCAGAGGAGGGCAGCUCUCAUCCAUCUACCCUCAUCUGGCAGCCUGACCUCAAAGGAAAAUCUACUACCUCUGCUGCAGACCCUCGUUCAUACCAUGCUGCACCAGCUGGAGCCCCCUUCAGAAACUGCAUAAAGAGAUGAUGACUGCAGACUUCCUUAAGCUGGCAUCUACAGCGAGGUUGAUCUUCUUAAAGACAUUACACACCACAAACAGGAACUGCAAUGCUGAACUAUGUUGUUAGAAACUGUGGCCUUGGGGGGAAUUAAAAACAACAAACAGUAAAA